GCCGCGUCCUCUCACGGCGCUGGCGCAGCGAUGGCGGAGGCCGUGGAGCGCACUGAUGAGCCGGUCCGCGAGUACCUGCUCUUCCGCGGCUUCACGCGCACACUGCGGCAGCUGGACGCCGAGAUCAAGGCGGACAAGGAGAGGGGCUUCCGGGUGGACAAGAUUGUGGACCAGCUGCAGCAGUUAAUGCAGCUGUAUGACUUGGCUGCUCUUCGGGAUUGUUGGAGCUACCUGGAGCUUCCCGUGAUCCUGACCUUUGAUGCGGAGUGCCAGAGGACCAACCAGGUUCAAGAAGAAAAUGAAGUUCUGCGCCAGAAGUGUGUCGAGAAGAAGCCUGAAGCUAGUGGCCCAGAGGGAGAGCCCUGCCCAGAGCUCCACAUGGAGGCCCUGGAGACACUGACUUGGCCUUCCACAGCAGGCCCUGAGGGCGGAGGGGUCCGCCCCGAGCAGCUGUUCAUCGUGCUGGGGCAGGAGGAGUAUGGAGAGCACCACUCCUCCAUCAUGCACUGCAGAGUGGACUGCUCGGGGUGGAGGGUCACCAGCUUAGAUUUAGACGGGGUCAUCAAAGUGUGGUCCUUCAGCCCCAUCAUGCAGACCAAAGCGUCAUCUGUUUCCAAGUUGCCGCUGCUCUCUCUGGAGUGGGCCACCAAGUGGGACAGGCUGGUGAGUAACGUCUUGCCUUGUUGCUCGCUCUGCAGUCUAAGUGACGAAUUCCCCAGGGCUCUCCACCCGGCUCUGCCACCACAGGCCAAGUUGAGGCAGCUAAACCAGACCCCCUCCCUUCUCUCUCUCACUGGGAUCUUGGGGACCACACAUCCAAGACUGUCCCAGUGGGCAUCUGUUGGGGGGUGUGGUGUGGGGACAGUGCACCUUUAUGACAUGGAAGCCAAGAAGAAUCUCUGUGAAAUCACUGUCAACGACGAUAUGCCCACGUGA
This is a messenger RNA of Ceratotherium simum simum (southern white rhinoceros), 936 nucleotides long. NCBI's taxonomy places the organism in Eukaryota, Metazoa, Chordata, Mammalia, Perissodactyla, Rhinocerotidae. The record is from RefSeq and is a predicted model, not a curated record.